Molecule: messenger RNA, 729 nt
Organism: Fusarium poae
Lineage: Eukaryota; Fungi; Ascomycota; Sordariomycetes; Hypocreales; Nectriaceae
Exons: 4
Coding region: 1-729 (242 amino acids)
Cellular component (GO): membrane
Source: RefSeq, a predicted model, not a curated record
AUGGCCGAGUUAAAGACCUAUAACGGCUACGCUUUAUGGCUGUACCUUCCUAAUGUACCGGCCGCUGCUGUGUUUACUAUUCUAUUUGCCCUUGGGACAACCGUCAUCGCUUGGCAGAUGUUCAGAACCAAGGCAUGGUAUUGCUCAGUUUUUGUCAUUGGUGGAGUCUUGGAAAUGGUUGGCUACAUAGUACGAGGUGUUGCCAGGGACAAGACCGAUGAGCUGAUCCCUUUCGUUAUCCAGAAUGCUUUCAUUCUAGUGGCCCCUGCCCUUUUUGCGGCAUCUGUUUACAUGACAUUGGGCCGUAUUAUUAGCAGCAUCCAAGCUCAGCAGCUCUCAAUUAUCCGUGUCAAACUGCUCACAAAGCUAUUUGUCAUAGGCGAUGUCAUAUCGUUUGCAGUUCAGUCUGGUGGCGCUACCAUGAUGGCUACAUCGGAUGACCCGAAGCUAGGUGAAACCAUGAUUGUCGCUGGCCUCUUUGUGCAAAUCGUUGUGUUCGGUAUCUAUAUUGUUACCACCGCAAUCUUCCACUACAGAGUCAGAACUCAAAGAUCAAAUGUCUUUGCCAAUUUUGGUAAUAAUUGGGAGAAACUCCUUAUUAUGCUUUACAUCGUCAGCGCCCUGAUCAUGGUCCGUUGCAAGACCAGCUCGAAGCCGGACCAGCUUACCCUAGACCAGCAAUCAGGUGGAUCCGGAUCACGUGGCGAUACGUUAUCGCAGAGACUUUAG